Messenger RNA from Cornus florida, 1275 nucleotides. RefSeq lists its product as uncharacterized. The transcript is spliced from 3 exons. The record is from RefSeq and is a predicted model, not a curated record. Lineage: Eukaryota; Viridiplantae; Streptophyta; Magnoliopsida; Cornales; Cornaceae. The coding region runs from base 512 to 799 and encodes 95 amino acids.
UGCUCUGCUAAUUGUAAUGCCAAGAAACAUUAAAAUAGUUAGUGAAUUUACCAAUAUACCCAUGUGUAUUCACUUGAAUGACCCAAUGUUUUGCUCGCAUCGCCACGUGCCGGUCUGUGAAUGGUGGGUGAUGGCAGAAGAGGAUAAUUUGGCUGCUCCUGUAGGAUGCCAUUUGGGUGUUUGUGUUCUUGUCCAUUUUGGAGGAUGUCUAAAUGGUGGGGACCCACUCAUCACGUGGAGCGGCUGCUCAAUGUCAAGCCUAAAAGACAAAAACAAAUAGUCAUUUACAAAUCUCCUCUAAUCCCCUCUCCACCAAUUAUCAUCUAUCUCCCACGUGGGACUCCUGGUCCCACCCCACCAUUUUGUUCCACCUUUCAAUUGCUAUUUCAUUGUAUUGCGCCUCCCUCGUGAUCAUAUGAUCGACCCCAACUAUACUCUCUCUUUCUAUCUCUCUCUUGUAUAUUCUCUCCUUGUUAUGUAGUGUUGGUGAAGAUCAGAAAUUGUAGGUAUCAUGGGGGAUUCUUCUGCUUCAUACAUACACAUGGUGCAGCACCUAAUAGAGAAGUGUCUGAUAUUCCACAUGACUAAAGAAGAGUGCAUGGAAGCCCUCUCUAAACAUGCAAACAUCAAACCAGUCAUCACCUCCACUGUGUGGAACGAGUUAGAGAAAGAGAACAAGGAAUUCUUUGAGGCAUACUCUCAAUCCCAGAGCAAGGGAGAUCGAAUGUCAGAGGCAGAGACGAACGAAAUGAUUCAGAAGAUGAUAUCGGAGUCUUCUUCCAAAGAUUCCGAUGACUGAUAUAUACAUAUACAUAUCACUAAAAAUGAUCUUAUUAUUAACCUCUGGGUUCUGGUUAUCAUAUAUGCAGUUGAUAUCUUAGACAUGGAUCCUUCGUGUGCAGCCAAACUCGAAGGUAGUUGUUUUAGUACUAUGUGGUCCUAAGUAACAUGAUUCUAUGGACAAAGUACUUGUGCGGUCCUCAACUAAUUAGGUGGUCAAUGUAAAGUCAAAGUUCAUGCUUUCAUGCAAUUAACAAUAUCUAAGAAAAAUGGUUAUUGCAACAUCAUAGUACCUGUGCGAAUUGCAGAGGAUGUUACUGCAGAUGGAGCUGUAAGGCCAGUAGGGUUUAGUUCUAGUGCUCUUUUGUCUCUGUUGUUGUUGUGUGUAUAUAUAAACUGGUGUAUGUAGAAAAUCGCGUGUGGUCGUCAGACUAAUCAGCUAUUGUAUGUGCGUAUUAAUAAAUGAAGCUAAAGUGGGGACUACGUAUUUGUCUA